Meriones unguiculatus (Mongolian gerbil) is the source of this 780-nucleotide messenger RNA. RefSeq names its product mortality factor 4-like protein 2. Gene Ontology annotation, biological process: chromatin organization; regulation of DNA-templated transcription. Gene Ontology annotation, cellular component: nucleus; NuA4 histone acetyltransferase complex. The record is from RefSeq and is a predicted model, not a curated record. NCBI's taxonomy places the organism in Eukaryota, Metazoa, Chordata, Mammalia, Rodentia, Muridae. Bases 1 to 780 code for a protein of 259 amino acids. The transcript has a single exon.
AUGAGAGGAGCUGCCUCAGGAAAGGAGUCAGCUGGUUCCCAGGAAGAGAAUGUUGAACCAGCUGUUCCAGGAAGAUGGGGGGGGGGUCGCCCUGCUGAGAAACCCCCUUCUGGUUCAGUGCAGAAGACAAGGAAGAACCAGCAGAAGACUCCUGGCAAUGGAGAUGGUGGCAGUAGCAGUGAAAUGCCCCAGCCCCCACGGAAGGAAAGGGCAGGAGCCGUUGUCACUGUGGAGAGUGAAGUGGCAUUGAAGAAGAACAGAGUGGAAGUGGAAGUGGAAGUGAAGAUUCCUGAAGAAUUAAAGCCAUGGCUGGUGGAGGACUGGGACUUAGUUACUAGGCAGAAGAAAUUGUUCCAACUCCCUGCUAAAGAGAAUGUAGAUGACAUUCUUGAGGAGUACGCCAAGUGUACCAAGUCCCAGCCAAGUGCUGACAAUAAGGAGUAUGCAGUUGAUGAAGUUGUGGGCGGGAUAAAAGAGUAUUUCAAUGUGAUGCUGGGCACUCAGCUGCUCUACGAGUUUGAAAGGCCCCAGUAUGCUGAGAUCCUGCUGGCUUACCCUGAUGUACCAGUGUCACACAUAUAUGGGGCACCACACCUACUGAGAUUAUUUGUGAGAAUUGGGACAAUGUUGGCCUAUACGCCCCUCGAUGAGAAAAGCCUGUUAUUACUGCUGGGCUAUUUGCAUGAUUUCCUUAAGCAUCUGGCAAAGAAUUCUGCUUUGCUGUUUACUGCCAGAGAUUACCAAGUGGCUUCUGCUGAGUAUCACCACAAAGCCCUGUGA